Fusarium poae is the source of this 447-nucleotide messenger RNA. RefSeq lists its product as uncharacterized. Lineage: Eukaryota; Fungi; Ascomycota; Sordariomycetes; Hypocreales; Nectriaceae. The record is from RefSeq and is a predicted model, not a curated record. The coding region runs from base 1 to 447 and encodes 148 amino acids. The transcript is spliced from 2 exons.
AUGAAUUACUAUGCCGCAACUGUCCUCCACCCGGCGAUUCGGUGGGACUUCCUUCAUAGGGCUUAUCGAGAGAGGCCGGGUUGGAUCGGAAAAGCUCAGCAACUCAUUGACGGCCUCUGGCAGGAGUACAAGCAAUUGCCGGUCCAAUUUGAACGAGGCAACUAUGACCAGCUACGUCCAAUCAAGAGGGCCAAGGAAGUAGAAGAUUCGUUCUCUUCGUACCUGGACAGUUUCAAGUCAACGACCACGGCGCGGUUGGAGGGAAAUGAGGGUGACGAGCUCGACCGACAUCCUCUCUGUGCCUCUAAUGGCGGCGGAGUGCGAGAGGGUAUUCUCUUCCUGUGGGAACAUGGUGUCGGCCAAACGCUGCCGGCUGCAGGCGGAAACAGUUGCCGUAACGCAAACCGUGAGGUCCUGGUUAAAGGCGGGUUUGCUGGACGAUUAUGA